AUGACUUGACAGGAAUUCCGAGGCGCUCGCCAGAACCCUUCAUUUUCAAACGCAUUAAUUUCCGUCUCCUUAAACCUUCACUGGCCGUAACUUAUCUUUAUGCUUGUAUAAUAAGCCGCAGAAUUGGUAUUGUCCGUCCGAAUCUCAAAAAUUCAGGUUACGGACCAUGAAAAAGCUUUAAUUCAGCGAGAGAUUACCGCUGCGGCGCGCACGGAUUGAUCCCCAUGCAGGGGAAGUCGGAGGAUCGGUUCUGCGGAAGGAAGAAGCGUCGGCCGGUCGGCAAGGCGGAGAGACGUGGGGUGUAGUGUCGAUCCCCACGGACCAACAUGAUGAGCUGAUGCUGGUCAUUAACUGGUCGUUACAUAUUAGUCAGUACGUGUGAUAUUUGUUCAGUGUGUAAAUACUAUGCGUCACAGGCACCCCGGUAAUGUCCGCCGUCCGGCCCGGUCGCCAGAUAAACGCCGUGCUAUGCCUCUUCUGUCCCACACCAAGUCGCAGUCUGGUCUGUCCGUCGGUCACAUCUGACAGCGGCCCGGUGUCAGUCGGAGGCUCGGAGCAACACCGACAGUCACCGCCGGGGCGGCGCUAGAGAGGAGAAAUGGGAGCGACGGUGUCCUGCUGCGCCUCCCCGGGAGAGAGUCCCAAACCCCCCCGGAGGGAGGUGGAGCUGGAGGAGUGCCCCAUUACCACAACUGAGGACGUGAGUGAGGACACCGGGACCUACCUGCAGCAUAUCAGCGACAGAGAGCUCCCCGAUGAACUGGCUCAGGAGGCCAACCCAUCAGACCACCCCCGAGCCAGCACCCUGUUCCUCAACAAGUCCCAAACAGACGUUCGCGAGAAGAGGAAAAGCAACUACUUGAAUCACAUGUCUCCAGGGCUCCUGACUAAGAAGUACAGCUCCUGCUCCACGAUCUUCAUAGAUGACAGCACAGUCAGCCAGCCUAACCUGAAGAGCACCGUCAAAUGCGUGGCGUUGGCCAUCUACUAUCACAUAAAGAACAGAGAUUCAAACCGCUCCCUGGACAUUUUUGAUGAGAAGAUACACCCGUUAUCGAGAGAGAAGGUUCCAGAUGACUACUCCAUCGUGGACCCCGAACACAAACUCAUCUACCGCUUCGUUCGAACGCUCUUCAGCUCAGCUCAGCUCACCGCCGAGUGUGCCAUCGUCACUCUGGUGUACCUGGAGAGGCUGCUGACCUACGCCGAGAUGGACAUCUGUCCGUGCAACUGGAAGCGCAUCGUCCUGGGAGCAAUCCUGUUGGCCUCUAAGGUUUGGGAUGACCAGGCCGUGUGGAACGUGGACUACUGCCAGAUCCUGAAGGACAUCACGGUGGAGGACAUGAAUGAGAUGGAGCGCCACUUCCUGGAGCUGCUGCAGUUCAACAUCAACGUGCCGGCCAGCGUCUACGCAAAGUACUACUUCGACUUGCGCUCGCUGGCCGACGAAAACGACCUCAGCUUCCCUCUGGAGCCGCUCAGCAACAAACGCGCCCAGAAACUGGAGGCCAUCUCUAGACUGUGUGAGGACAGGUACAAGGAGCUGAGCAAGUCGGCCAUGAGGAGGUCCCUCAGCGCCGACAACCUGGUUGGCGUCAGGCACUCCCAGGCCGUGCUGUCUUAAAUCCGGGGCAGCGGCCAUCUUGGAUCGGUGGAGUUGGAGGACGGGCACAAUCGGAGCUGAUGUCAGGAUGUGAUGUCACGUUCGAGUCAGCUGACGUUAGUCAGAAAAACAUGUCCAAACGUGGAUUGUGUGUACAACAGAAAGACUUGUAUCCCUACACUACAU
Lampris incognitus (smalleye Pacific opah) is the source of this 1789-nucleotide messenger RNA. It is a transcript of the gene ccnyl1, whose product is annotated as cyclin Y-like 1. Gene Ontology annotation, molecular function: protein kinase binding; cyclin-dependent protein serine/threonine kinase activator activity. Lineage: Eukaryota; Metazoa; Chordata; Actinopteri; Lampriformes; Lampridae. Bases 599 to 1624 code for a protein of 341 amino acids. The transcript is spliced from 10 exons. The record is from RefSeq and is a predicted model, not a curated record. Gene Ontology annotation, biological process: regulation of canonical Wnt signaling pathway; regulation of cyclin-dependent protein serine/threonine kinase activity. Gene Ontology annotation, cellular component: plasma membrane.